Molecule: messenger RNA, 234 nt
Organism: Plasmodium inui San Antonio 1
Lineage: Eukaryota; Apicomplexa; Aconoidasida; Haemosporida; Plasmodiidae
Exons: 1
Coding region: 1-234 (77 amino acids)
Source: RefSeq, a predicted model, not a curated record
AUGAAAAGAAAAGGAUCACAAGGAAAAAAUGGGAGCAAAUAUAGUCUCUACGGAAUACUGAGUAAUAUAGCAGAGUCCCCAACUAUACUGUUCGGAUUCGGUGAGAAAGUCAUCAUUUAUUAUUCUUCACUAGUUCAUUACGUAACUGAAUCUAUUUUUGUGGACAUUUUGAAGGACGAAAAGAGGAGUGAUGAGUGGUAUUAUAGAUUUAUCUCACUGCAGGGACGGGGGUAA